This is a messenger RNA of Cadophora gregata, 5229 nucleotides long. RefSeq lists its product as uncharacterized. The record is from RefSeq and is a predicted model, not a curated record. Gene Ontology annotation, molecular function: protein binding; structural molecule activity. Bases 170 to 3826 code for a protein of 1218 amino acids. Gene Ontology annotation, cellular component: COPI vesicle coat. The transcript is spliced from 6 exons. Lineage: Eukaryota; Fungi; Ascomycota; Leotiomycetes; Helotiales; Ploettnerulaceae. Gene Ontology annotation, biological process: retrograde vesicle-mediated transport, Golgi to endoplasmic reticulum; intra-Golgi vesicle-mediated transport; intracellular protein transport.
CACCAGCCAACUCACUCAACAUUGCCGCUGCCGCUUCUUCUGAACACCUACGAACUUUGGCUGGAUACGUGCGUGGAGAAGAAUCACAUACAACAAACCGCCAUCCGCAAUCCCGGUCCAUUCAUGCGAGAAAUCUAGGUGUUCCUCGUUCCUCGCAGCGUCGGUCAAGAUGGCAUCCUCCUCCUCCCCCAAUAUGCUUACGAAGUUCGAGUCGAAGUCCUCAAGGGCAAAGGGGAUUGCUUUUCAUCCUAAGAGACCCUGGAUUCUCGUAUCUCUUCACUCUUCGACCAUUCAACUAUGGGACUACCGUAUGGGAACGUUAAUCGACCGCUUUGAAGAGCACGAUGGGCCUGUUCGUGGAGUCGACUUCCACAAGACACAACCCCUCUUCGUUUCUGGUGGAGAUGAUUACAAGAUCAAGGUCUGGUCAUAUCAGACUCGCAGAUGUCUGUUCACAUUAAAUGGGCAUUUGGAUUAUGUUCGCACAGUGUUCUUUCAUCAUGAGCUUCCAUGGAUCAUUUCCAGCUCCGAUGACCAGACCAUUAGAAUCUGGAAUUGGCAGAACAGAUCAUUGAUCUGUACGAUGACCGGACAUAAUCACUACACCAUGUGUGCUCAAUUUCAUCCCAAGGACGACCUGGUAGUUUCGGCUUCGUUGGAUCAAUCUGUCCGUGUUUGGGAUAUUUCUGGCUUGCGGAAAAAGCACUCAGCUCCUACAUCGAUGACAUUUGAGGACCAGAUGUCGAGAAACAACCAGAACCAGGCGGACAUGUUUGGAAAUACGGACGCUGUGGUCAAGUUCGUUUUGGAAGGACACGACAGAGGUGUAAAUUGGGUCGCUUUCCAUCCUACACUUCCCCUUAUUGUGUCUGCGGGCGACGACCGCCUGGUCAAACUUUGGAGAAUGAGUGAAACGAAGGCUUGGGAGGUCGAUACUUGCAGGGGACAUUUCCAGAACGCUUCUGGAUGUUUGUUCCACCCUCACCAGGAUCUGAUCUUGUCAGUGGGCGAGGACAAGACCAUUCGAGUCUGGGACCUGAACAAGCGCACAUCAGUCCAGUCCUUCAAGAGGGAAAAUGACCGAUUCUGGGUCAUUGCUGCUCAUCCAGAGAUCAACCUUUUCGCUGCCGGACACGAUAAUGGAGUUAUGGUCUUCAAGCUUGAGAGAGAGCGCCCAGCUUCAGCUUUCUACCAAAACAACUUAUUUUUUAUCACCAAAGAUAAGCAAGUUCGAUCGUACGACUUCCAGAAAAACCUUGAGAGCCCGACGCUGUUGACCUUGAAGAAGCUUGGCAGCCCAUGGGUACCACCCCGGUCCCUGUCCUUCAAUCCAGCGGAGCGGGCCAUCCUGGUAACCACCCCAGCAGAUGGCGGCUCUUACGAACUCAUAAAUUUGCCGCGAGAUGGCUCUGGUGAUGCUACAGAUACCAAGCGAGGGCAAGGAAACUCAGCUGUCUUUGUUGCGCGUAACAGGUUUGCUGUUUUCACAGCCGCCAAUCAGCAGAUUGAUAUCAAAGAUCUAUCGAACUCGACCACCAAAACCAUCAAGCCCCCAACUGGGACCACUGAUAUCUACUUUGGAGGAACCGGCAACCUUCUCCUAAUCACUCCUACCGCCGUUCACCUCUAUGAUAUUCAACAGAAGAAAGCUACAGCAGAGUUGGCCGUCAGUGGUGUCAAGUACGUUGUUUGGUCCAAUGAUGGAUUAUAUGCUGCCCUCCUCAGCAAGCACAAUGUCACGAUUGUCACCAAGACUCUAGAGCAAGUCAGCACACUCCACGAGACCAUCAGAAUCAAGAGUGCGACCUGGGACGAUGCCGGUGUCCUACUGUACUCGACUCUCAACCACAUCAAGUACACUUUACUGAAUGGCGAUAAUGGCAUCGUUCGGACCCUUGAUCAAACCGUCUAUCUUGUUCGAGUCAAGGCCCGGACUGUCUACUGUCUUGAUCGCGCUGCAAAGCCCAAGAUCUUGAAUAUUGAUCCUACGGAAUAUCGAUUCAAGCUUGCCCUUGUCAAGCGUAAUUAUCAAGAGAUGUUGGAGAUCAUCAAGAACUCAAGUUUGGUCGGCCAAAGCAUCAUUUCUUAUUUGCAAAAGAAAGGUUACCCAGAGAUUGCUUUGCAAUUCGUGCAAGAUCCGCAAACAAGAUUCGAGCUUGCCAUCGAAUGUGGCAAUUUGGACGUAGCUGUCGAAAUGGCCAAACAACUGGAUAGACCCAAGCUUUGGUCAAGAUUGACGACGGAAGCUCUGGCGCAUGGUAAUCAUGAGAUUGUUGAGAUGUCUUACCAGAAGCUGAGACAGUUUGACAAACUCUCGUUCCUCUAUCUCUCUACUGGAGAUGAAGCAAAGCUCACGCGAAUGGCGAAGAUUGCAGAACAUCGUGGUGAUUUUACAGCUCGUUUCCAGAAUGCGUUGUAUCUUGGGGAUGUCACCGACCGGAUAGCAAUGUUCAAGGAAAUCGAUCUGUACCCUCUCGCAUAUAUGACUGCCAAAGCCCACGGCCUCGAAGACGAGUGCGAGUCUAUCUUGGAAGCUACCGGUCUCACUGAAGAUCAAAUCACAUUACCCGCCAUUGGCUCGCCACUCUCACCCCCAAAACCAAUUGUGCCCACGUUCAGAGCCAACUGGCCCACCAAAGCAACAUCACAGUCAACUUUCGAGAAAGCCCUUCUUGGACAAGAGACUUUUGAAGAUGGUCCUGCAGCUGUGUCGAACGGCUUCGGAGAUGAUGCAGGUGAGGAGGAUGGCGCUACCCGCAAUGGUACGCUGGUUGAGGUCGACGACGAUGAAGACGCCGGUGGUUGGGACAUGGGUGAUGACGUUGUCCCUGAAGUAGAGAGUGACUUUGUCAACGUUGAAAGUGCCGAGGCAGGUGGUGCUGGAAGCAGCGAAGCUGAGCUUUGGGCUCGAAACUCACCAAUCGCUGCUGAUCAUGUUGCUGCUGGCUCUUUUGAGACUGCUAUGCAAUUACUGAAUCGACAGCUCGGUGCAGUCAACUUCGCGCCACUAAAGCCACGAUUCCUUGAAGUGUACUCGGCAACAAAGACAUACCUCCCCGCCUCCAGUGGUCUGCCACCUUUGAUCAACUACGUUCGCCGUACCGUAGAUGAGACGGAUCCCCGACAGGUGCUCCCAAUCAUUCCUCGAGACCUCGAAUCAUUAGCGAGUGUUGAUUUGCAAGAUGGCUACAAAGCCAUGCGCAGCAACAAGCUCCAAGACGGUGCCACAAUUUUCCAAGGCAUCUUGCAUGCUCUUCUUGUCAACGCUGUCUCUACCGCUUCGGAAGUUGAAGAGGCUAAAAAGCUUAUCACAACCGCGUGCGAAUACACAAUUGCCAUGGGUAUUGAGUUGACGCGGCGGAGUCUUGGAUCUGAUGACCAGGUUGCUAAGUCACCUGAGAAGCUCAAGCGCAGUCUCGAGUUGGCUGCUUACUUCACCAUUCCAAAGCUUGAAGUCCCACACCGACAGAUUGCCUUGACGAGUGCGAUGAAGCAGGCAUUCACGAACAAGAACUACAACUCGGCUUUGAGCUUUGCAAACAGGAUGUUGGCUAAUGGUGGAGCAGCCAAGAUGCUGGAUCAGGCCAAGAAGAUCAAAGCAAACUGUGAGCGGAAUCCCAACGAUGCAGUUGAGAUCGAGUUCGACCAGUUCGCCGAGUUCGAUAUCUGUGCUGCUUCUUACACACCCAUCUACGGCGGUUCUGCUUACGAGGUCUGUGCAUUCGAUGGAAGUAAGUAUCAGUCCAAAUACAAGGGUACUGUGUGUGCAGUAUGUGGUGUCUGCGAGGUUGGAAAGAACGGGAGUGGAUUGAAGCUUGUGGCGUAAGGAGAUCUGUCUGUCUGUUCUUUUGGAAGCUAGGGGCGAAACCAAAAUGAUGAAAUGGAAGACGUGACCAAAUGGAGUUCGGAAAAAGUAGAUCGUAGUCAUUUACUAGACUACCUCAAUACUUGUUUGCAUGUAAUUGGAAGUUGUCGUUUCUAUUCAAGUCCCAGUCAGGUACUCCAUGUGAGUGAGUGGUAGAGAAACAGCGAAUCGUAUCUUAUCAUAUCAGCAGUCCAUUUUUGGUCAUCUCUGCCUGUCUGAAGUGUUACGCCUGAGCGCCAAUCUAGAAUACAAGCUUAGUUCAUGCCCCUUCAUGCCAUGCUGUCCUGAUCUAACAAUGUCCUAGCCUUCCACAAGGCAAGCGGAGAAAUAGUAGCAUUGCAAUGCCAAAAAGAUGCCCACCACGGAGGCCAAGCGCCAGUACAGCUCUCUCAUACGAUAGUCUCCAAUUCCCUUGCAUAGCCCAGAGUGUUCUCGAUAGCCAGCUGGCUCAACUCCUUCUCAUUGCCCUGCUCAUCGACGCCGCUCUUGAGAUUCUGGUUGGGGAAGAAGAUUCGACCGUCGCGGAUAAGCCAGCCUCGUGCCUGUGCGAACUCGAUGACGGCACCUUCGCUGUCGAGGAAGAGGAGGUUCUUGGUGGAGGAUAUGGGGAGGGAUGGGUAGGCUGUUUCGCUGCAGGUGGCAAUUUCGGUGCGGAUGUGGGUUGUGAGGAUCUGUGUAAUAAUAGAUGGUUAGUCUGCGCAAUGUGCUUAAGAAUUGGUGGAUAAAUUUCAUGAAGCCAUCUGAAGACAUGCAUAUGAACCAGCGGGGAGAAUACACACCUCGCUGAAAACACCAUACUCCUCACUAGGAACCUCUCUGCUCGCCAUAGCCUUCCAAACCAAAUCAAAGCUUCCUUCCUGCAGCCACCUCUCCAACUUAAUUGGAUAUCCCAAGAACUUAUCUUUCUCAACAUUAUUCCCACCAGGUAACCCGCCUCUCAAUUCCAAACCCUCAAGCUCCGUAUGGAAACCCGCAUAAUCACCUUGCGUAAGCAAAAGUAACAGAUACAGUCCGGUGAUCUUGUUCUUCUCAGCACUGGGCGCCAGUCGCUCAGCAGGUAAUUCGUAGAAUGGUGUGAGCUGGUGCACGUAGCGUGUGAAAGCUGCUGGGUCUUUUGCGCGAAUGGACAGAAGGGCGCCGGUCUCGAAGACGUCUCGCGCAAGACUGAGUGUGCUAGAUGGGGUGUUUGGGAGAGGCGUUAGGGAUUUGAGCUUGAGGAGGGCGAGUUUCGCGGAGGAGAGGAGGGGAAGCUGUUCGUUGUACGAGCGGCUGCUUUUCAGCUUGCGCUGAAUAUCUUGGAGUUCGCGUUCGGCCAUGGUGGAAUGUGAGAGUUUAUGUGGUGGAUGAAGACGUCGUUGGUGUUG